Molecule: messenger RNA, 835 nt
Organism: Eucalyptus grandis
Lineage: Eukaryota; Viridiplantae; Streptophyta; Magnoliopsida; Myrtales; Myrtaceae
Exons: 4
Coding region: 329-724 (131 amino acids)
Source: RefSeq, a predicted model, not a curated record
GGCGGGAGCAGAGAGUGGUGUAGAGUGUGGAGAUAAAGUAGAGAGUUCAUUGUGUGAGUGUGGGUGUGUAAUUGAGUCUUCUAGUAAUAAUAAAAGAGAGUAUUUAUUUUUAGUCCGAAUAUCCACUUGAGUCCAACAAGCGAUAUUAGGGCUGUUAGCUCAACACUUCAGGUGCGCUGGGUGUCGAGUAUUAAUUUGCCCCCUAGCCCCACGAAAAUCGAUGGUUCUCAGAUAAUAUAGACAUUAGUUUGAAGAAUCCUCCUGAAAUUAGCAGUUACUUGCAUCCCAGAGGAGGUCCAUUGAUGAACAUUAUCAGCAAACCAAGACUAUGGCUAAGAGAAAGGUGGUGGUCAAGGUGUCCAUGAACGGUAGGAAUCAGAAGUUCUCACUCUUCCCAAAUUUUAGAAGGCAAGAUAAUCGCGUGAAGGCUCUUCAAAUUGCAAUGGCCAUUCCUGGGUUCCAAUCAUUGAGUUUAAAAGGAACGGACCGAGACACGAUUGAAGUAACAGGGGAUGGAGUCGACGCGUUCGAGCUCACCAGUAAGCUUCGCAAGAGCUUGGGUUAUGCGAUUUUGGAGACGGUGAACGAAGUCAAAGAGGAGGAGAAACAAGAAGAAAAGAAGCCCAAGAUAGAUGAGGUGCCGGUUGUCUCGUAUCCGUGGGAUCCAUCGUAUUCAUCGUAUGUUGUAACGGAAUCCCAACCGGCUUGUUGCACCGUCAUGUAAUGCUGUCUUUCUCUACAUCAUGUGAUAUUUUGGCCAACCGGCUUGUCGCACUGUCAUGUAAUGCUCUCUCUCUACACCAUGUGAUAUUUUGGAAAGGUUUCCUGAUUAUCA